UGACGCCCCUCCCUGUUGCUGCUGGGACUGAGCGCGCGCCCGGUGCUCGGCUGUCCGUGGUAACAGCGCGGUGUAGUCUACUGAGCCGCGGGUUCAACGGCGUCAGCUGUAAUGAAGCAGUGUAAUGUGUUGUACCAGACCGAAGCCCACACUCUGCACUUAGGCUACUCUUCUUCGUCCAUGCAGAAGAUGGUGGCUGGCGGCUAGUUCCAACUUCGGACUCCGUGAUUUCUUUCCUCGGCGAAGCGCACUGAAAUCAGUUGAUAGUAUAUUAAGGAAAAUGGGGGGAGAGAGGGAAUAACACGCAGUAAAGGGAUGCUGCCAAGGACUCAACCUACAUGGGAAGCAUGCUCUACUGGAGGGGUCCUGAGAUGACGGAAGUGGAGCCAGUAUUGGACUUUGCCUCCUCGGGGCGCUCGGGGAGGAGAAAUGCCCUGCCUGAUAUCCUGGGCUCACCGGCAGGUGUAAACCCUGGCGAUCUGCCUCUUAAGCUGGCUGAGCUGUCCCUCAAAGAUGGGCCGGGAGGGGCCCAGUCACCCACGGCGGAGGGGCCUCCAGCACCGCCGGAGAGCUCUGAGGGGAAAGAGGGAUCGUAGGGACUUGUUUAUUUACCUCCCCGGAGACCUGCCAAGAUACCCUGAGAGACGGGACGAGCAACGAGUUAGAGCGCGAGCAGUGGGCGAAAGAGCGAUUAUCGGUUCAGAGCCAGUCUGUUUGUGAAGCAGCUGAGCCACGGAGGGAGAGUGACCGAGCAACUCCCCGAGGACUGGAGGCAGGCACUCAGCACUAUCUGAAAAGAGUUAGACGUCUUAUUAGUUAUGAACCAGUGUGUGUGUGUAUAUGUGUAUAGGUGAGUUAUACACUCAUUGCGAACACUACACUAAGAAUAAGAAGGACCAUGAAAGAUUGUAUACUGUACACUACUAUUUUUGUAUGAUUUAUUUAAAACUAAAGAUAAACAGGAACUCAUAAGUUAAACUGUAAUAUGUACCAUUUGCUUUUCUUUUAUAGUGAUGUGUGUUACUUUACAUUGACAACAGUAGGAGGGAUUUUAAGGGCCUAAGAGCCCGUAGUGGCUCGAAGCUUUUACAUCCAGCUGGAUGCUAGGUGGCACGAGACAUAAGAAAACUUUGUGUUGUCUUCUGCUUUUACACUAAAUGUGUAUAAUCUACUGUAUGUUUUCAAAUCUAAGGCUGUUGUACACUCUAUCUUCAUUGUAAAUGUACAGUUUUUAUUCCCCACUGCAGACUGUUUUGAUCCUAAACGAUCCCUUUUUUUAGGUGUCUAUGUGAUGGUGAUAAUGUAGAAGAACCGUCCAUAUCUUGAGACAUUCCUUUAGUGUCCCACUGCCAUAAAUGUACACACUGCUUUAUUACGACACUAAAAGUCAGAGAUUUCCCUUUUGGUUUUUGCUCAAGGCUGCUUUAAAAGUCUCUUCCCUUUCGAGAACCUCUGAAAAUGUGCCUAGUGGCAGUUCACAACCCAGAACGUGUGUUCUGUUCUUUCUCUGUGAAGUACUGUUAUCGACUAUUUUGGGCUAUUGAUAUUUCCUCGGUUUUAAAAGGAGGUAUCAUAACACAUCUUUAUGGCUUCAGCUGUAAAUGCAAGAUAUAAAACACCUUUUUUAAGAUUCUGCAAAUCUGCAUAUGCGGAUCCUACACUUUGUCAGGAAAUGCAUUCCGUUUUGCGAAAAAAAAAAAAAAAAACGUUGUCAGGGCUCAUUGCGGGUGUUUCAUAUGGCGAAAGCAGCAUAUGACCGCUGACUGGCCACGGGAGCGAGCGUCGAGCAACAACAACACCACCACAAUGUGUUCCGAGUGCCGGAAAUGGCAGCACACUCGCCUUCUGCCUCUCCGCACGGAGAAAAGUCUGUUCACACUCAUCAACACAUACGCAGAGCUGUGAAUAGGAUGCAAGACGGAGAGCGAGAAACAGCGAUGCUCCGCAUUUUGUCAGCUAUCCACUCACUGCUACUGUAAAUAUACUAUAUUGUAGUAUAACCCCCGUGUGUCAUACAUGCUGCCCGUAUGAUGACAGACUUUAUUUCCAUACUGUACCCAGAAAGAAAUGGUGUUCUGUAAUUGUCUCUAUUUGAAGAUGUUAUGCCGGUGGCUGUGUCUUUCUGUGGAUGUGUUACAGUUGGUGUGCAGCUGCCCAGCCUCAGCUGUACUUUGACUAAUACUGGUCUACAUAAGUUGUAUGAUCAUCAUCAUCCUUUUUGGGGGGGUUAAAAGGUGUAUUUUGUAGUGUCCUGAUCUCUAAGUGGUGCAUACAUUUUACUUAGCUGGAUUGGAUCCCAUGUGCUGAUUCUAUCUGGUGGUGAAACCUGCCAUAUUAAACCCACAAGCUUUAUAUAUA
Etheostoma cragini (Arkansas darter) is the source of this 2358-nucleotide messenger RNA. RefSeq names its product protein kinase (cAMP-dependent, catalytic) inhibitor beta (gene pkib). NCBI's taxonomy places the organism in Eukaryota, Metazoa, Chordata, Actinopteri, Perciformes, Percidae. The record is from RefSeq and is a predicted model, not a curated record. The coding region runs from base 339 to 596 and encodes 85 amino acids. The transcript is spliced from 4 exons. Gene Ontology annotation, molecular function: cAMP-dependent protein kinase inhibitor activity. Gene Ontology annotation, cellular component: cytoplasm; nucleus. Gene Ontology annotation, biological process: negative regulation of cAMP-dependent protein kinase activity.